Messenger RNA from Piliocolobus tephrosceles (Ugandan red Colobus), 5012 nucleotides. RefSeq names its product hook microtubule tethering protein 3 (gene HOOK3). Gene Ontology annotation, molecular function: microtubule binding; dynein light intermediate chain binding. The coding region runs from base 242 to 2398 and encodes 718 amino acids. The transcript is spliced from 22 exons. Gene Ontology annotation, biological process: cytoplasmic microtubule organization; cytoskeleton-dependent intracellular transport. The record is from RefSeq and is a predicted model, not a curated record. NCBI's taxonomy places the organism in Eukaryota, Metazoa, Chordata, Mammalia, Primates, Cercopithecidae. Gene Ontology annotation, cellular component: cytoplasm; centrosome.
CGGGUCGGCGGGCGUGGCCGGAGUCGCGCGCGGUUGGCGCGCGGUCCCGAGUGAAAGGAGAAGGAGGGGCGCCGGGGGUGACGGUGCGGAGCCGCUGCCAGCGCUGGGCGAGAGUCGGCAGCCGAAUCCGAGGAGCAGGCGGCCCUGAGGCCGAGUCAGCUGCGCGGGCCCCCGGAUCCCCCCACCGAGCAGCGGCGGUGUCUGGCCAGGCAAGAGGCGCUGCCCGGCCGCGGCGGGGAAGAUGUUCAGCGUAGAGUCGCUGGAGCGGGCGGAGCUGUGCGAGAGCCUCCUCACUUGGAUCCAGACAUUUAAUGUGGAUGCACCAUGGCAGACCGUGGAAGAUUUAACGAAUGGGGUUGUGAUGGCCCAGGUUCUUCAAAAGAUAGAUCCUGCAUAUUUUGAUGAAAAUUGGCUAAACAGAAUCAAAACUGAAGUAGGAGAUAAUUGGAGGCUAAAGAUAAGCAAUUUAAAGAAAAUUUUAAAAGGAAUCUUGGAUUAUAAUCAUGAGAUUUUAGGACAGCAAAUUAAUGACUUUACCCUUCCUGAUGUCAACCUUAUUGGGGAGCAUUCUGAUGCAGCAGAGCUUGGAAGGAUGCUUCAGCUCAUCUUAGGCUGUGCUGUGAACUGUGAACAGAAGCAAGAGUACAUCCAAGCCAUUAUGAUGAUGGAGGAAUCUGUUCAACAUGUUGUCAUGACAGCCAUUCAAGAGCUGAUGAGUAAAGAAUCUCCUGUCUCUGCUGGAAACGAUGCCUAUGUUGACCUUGAUCGCCAGCUUAAGAAAACGACAGAGGAACUAAAUGAAGCUUUAUCAGCAAAGGAAGAAAUUGCUCAAAGAUGCCAUGAAUUGGAUAUGCAGGUUGCAGCAUUGCAGGAAGAGAAAAGUAGUUUGUUGGCAGAGAAUCAGGUAUUAAUGGAAAGACUCAAUCAAUCUGAUUCUAUAGAAGACCCUAACAGUCCAGCAGGAAGAAGGCAUUUGCAGCUCCAGACUCAAUUAGAACAGCUCCAAGAAGAAACAUUCAGACUAGAAGCAGCCAAAGAUGAUUAUCGAAUACGCUGUGAAGAGUUAGAAAAGGAGAUCUCUGAACUUCGGCAACAGAAUGAUGAACUGACCACUUUGGCAGAUGAAGCUCAGUCUCUGAAAGAUGAGAUCGACGUGCUGAGACAUUCUUCUGAUAAAGUGUCUAAACUAGAAGGUCAAGUAGAAUCUUAUAAAAAGAAGCUAGAAGACCUUGGUGAUUUAAGGCGGCAGGUUAAACUCUUAGAAGAGAAGAAUACCGUGUAUAUGCAGAACACUGUCAGUCUAGAGGAAGAGUUAAGAAAGGCCAACGCAGCGCGAAGUCAACUUGAAACCUACAAGAGACAGGUAGUAGAACUACAAAAUAGAUUAUCCGAAGAAUCAAAGAAAGCAGAUAAACUAGAUUUUGAAUAUAAGCGGCUAAAAGAAAAAGUUGACAGUCUUCAAAAAGAAAAGGAUAGACUGAGAACAGAAAGAGAUUCUCUGAAGGAAACCAUUGAAGAGCUUCGUUGUGUACAAGCUCAAGAAGGGCAGCUCACAACUCAAGGGUUAAUGCCUCUUGGAAGUCAGGAGUCUUCAGACAGUCUAGCAGCAGAGAUUGUUACACCUGAAAUCAGGGAGAAACUUAUUCGUCUUCAGCAUGAGAAUAAGAUGUUAAAGCUUAACCAAGAAGGUUCGGACAAUGAAAAAAUAGCCUUAUUGCAGAGCCUUCUAGAUGAUGCAAAUCUACGCAAGAAUGAACUGGAGACAGAGAAUAGGCUGGUGAAUCAAAGACUUCUGGAAGUACAGUCACAAGUUGAAGAAUUACAAAAAUCUUUACAGGAUCAAGGCUCAAAAGCAGAAGAUUCAGUCCUUCUAAAAAAGAAGCUUGAAGAACAUCUAGAGAAGCUGCAUGAAGCCAAUAAUGAACUACAGAAGAAGAGAGCCAUUAUUGAAGAUCUCGAGCCAAGAUUUAACAACAGCUCCUUAAAAAUUGAAGAAUUACAGGAAGCUUUACGAAAGAAAGAGGAAGAAAUGAAGCAAAUGGAAGAACGAUAUAAAAAAUACUUAGAGAAAGCCAAAAGUGUUAUUCGUACUUUAGAUCCUAAACAGAAUCAAGGAGCAGCACCAGAGAUACAAGCUCUUAAAAAUCAGCUCCAGGAACGAGACCGACUGUUCCACUCAUUAGAGAAAGAAUAUGAGAAGACAAAGAGUCAAAGAGAGAUGGAAGAGAAAUACAUUGUUAGUGCCUGGUACAAUAUGGGAAUGACUCUGCAUAAAAAGGCAGCUGAAGAUAGACUGGCAAGCACAGGCUCAGGGCAGUCGUUUCUGGCGAGGCAGAGGCAAGCGACCAGCAGCAGAAGAUCAUACCCAGGCCACGUGCAGCCGGCCACAGCAAGGUAGAGAAGUCCUGCCGCUCAAACACAGACACCUGCACCCACAGCAUACUUCUGUUACACACAACAACAUUUCAGGAAACUCAGCCAGCUUACUUUUUGUUCCUCUUCUGUGUCAAUACUUAGUGUUUCUCAUUUUGAGGACUUUUUCUCUCUCCCGUAUCUUUGUUUUAGUUUCUUUGGUUUUUAUUUUGUAGUCCUUUCAGUUCUUUUUAAUGUGCCAAAAAUUUGUACAUGUUCAAUUAAAAAUGUUGUAUAAUAGUGUAAUACUUUUCUUUGUAUGAAAAUGUCCUCUUCCUCAAAGGUGUAGGAUUUGUAAUAAAUUAGAUUUUCUGCCAAUAAUUGAUAAUACAAUUUAUAUUCUUUAUUGUGCCUGUGUGUUACCAUGCUUUAUAAGAAUGUCUUUGUUUAAAGGGAAUUAAUCUUUUUAUGAUGUAUUAAUCUGUGUUUUCAAUUGUUUUCCAAGUACAGUUCAAAUAACUUGCAUAUUUACUAUACAAAAUGGUUGACAAGUAUUCUUUUUGCAAAGACGUAAAUACAUUGGCAGAGGUGCUAAUCACAUCUUCCCUAAGGCACCUGGUAGAAUUAUUUGAGGAAAAAACGAGUUUUCACAUUGUUUUAUAGGACAUUAAAUUUGGCCAAAGAUUUGGAGACUAUUUUUAAAUCAUAAAUACACCAAAUUUCAUUAUUUCCUGCUAUCUUGUUUGCUGGCAGAAGUGUGAAUGUAUUGGUGAGGUUAUUUUGGGAUAAAUUACAAAAGAAAAAAAAUCAGGCACUGCAUUAAUUUCUUGUUGUUGUUUUGGAAUAUCUUAGUAACUGAGGAUCAUUUUCUAGCAAUGUGGUUAACAUACCUUCAGUUGCUCUCCACAUCUAAAAGAGUUUUCUUUCAUAUAUGUACAAGUUAUUGGUAGUCUUAUUUUUGGGCUGUUUGUUGACUUAUGCCCCAUUUGUUUUAUUUAUUCUUUAAUAUAAACCCUUCCAUUUUUUAAUAAUUCCUAACACUUGACAUCUUAAUAUCAGUCAUUAACAUUAGUAACUUCUUGUAUGUUAUAUUAUGACAGAUCUCUUUACGUUUUUUCUCACAUCUAUCUGCUAGUCCAGGAAUUUGUUACCAAAUAGUUUUUCUUGGGUAUUUGGUUGCCUCAGAGUGCUUACAUUUGUUAACAGAUUGUAAACCACAUUUAUUUACAUCGAUGAAUGGGCUGUCAAGUAAUCAUUGUAAAGCACUUUGUAUAUAUAAGGUGCUAUGUAAGUGCGAAAUAUCAUUCAUUUAAAAAUGAAAUGCCUUCUAACUUUCCAUAUUGACUUAUGUAUUUGGUCCCAAGUUAUAUUUAAGUCUUUUUUCUUGCAACAUAGCCCAUUUUUUUAAAGCAAAAAAUUUCUGAAAUUAGGUCAUGGUAUUUUUUGUUUAUUUUUAGGUAGGUUACUUAAUAUAGGAGGAUGUUUUCUCAUGUACUUGCUAUUUGGAAGUUCAGGUUUCAUUUAGUUCUUUAUGUUAAAUACAAGUAAGUCACCUCAAAUCAAGUUAAAUGUAAUUAAGAAUUUUCAGAAACUAUAUUCAAGUGUUUGAUUUUUAAAUUCUUUCUUACUUUUUAAUAAGAAAGAUGACCCAAAAAUCAGUAGUAUUUGUUUGUCCUCAGAAGCCGUAGUUGAAGAAAGAUUUUACAGUAUACACAGAAGUGGAGCCAUACAUUGUGCUAAUUUUUUACGUUAAGUGCAGAAGUCUGAGCACAGCAUGAAUGCUUCUGCCUAACAAGACCACAAAGCAACAAGAGUUAGGGAUAAAUGGAGGUAGCCAUGAGUAGAACUGCUGUAGGGCUUCAGGAGGCUACGCAUACCUGAUCAACUGGAAAGUUUCCAAAGUAAAAGAUUAAAAUCUUUCAGACUGUUCUUACCCCUACCCGUAUUUCACAAAUAGCCUGAGGAUCCAACUAUUUUUAAGGCAAAUUGGGACCAGACAUGGUGCCUCAAGCCUGUAAUCCCACUAUUUGGGAGACCUAGGCGGGAGUGGAUCACUUGAGGUCAAGAGUUUGAGACCAGCCUGUCCAACAUGGUGAACAAAAAUUAGCUGGGCGUGGUGGCACGUGCCUGUAAUCCCAGCUACUUGGGAGCUGAGGCAGGAGAGUCACUUGAACGCGGGAGUCAGAGACUGCAGUGAGCUGAGAUCGCACCACUGCACUCCAGCCUGGGCGACAGAAUGAGACUCGGUCUCAAUCAAUCAAUCAGUAAAGCAAAUUGGGAUGUGAGCACUAACCUUGGUAAGUUAAAAUUUUGGGGAAAUUGUACCUGCAGAAUAUGAUGGAUGAAAACAAGAGCCAAGUGCAUGUAAAACAUGAUUACAUGCCUGUAAUCCCAGCACUUUGGGAGGCCGAGAUGGACGCAUCACCUGAGGUCAGGAUUUCCAGACCAGCCUGUCCAACAUGGUGAAACUCUGUCUCUACCAAAAAUACAAAAAAUUAGCCAGGUGUGGUGUGUGCCUGUAGUCCCAGCUACUUGGGAGGGUGAGGCAGGAGAAUUGCUUGAACCUGGGAGGCGGAGUUUGCAGUAAAUUGAGAUGGCGCCAUUGCACCCCAGCCUGGUGACAAGAGCGAAACUCCGUCUCAAGAAAAAAAAAAAAAAAA